Molecule: messenger RNA, 549 nt
Organism: Aspergillus melleus
Lineage: Eukaryota; Fungi; Ascomycota; Eurotiomycetes; Eurotiales; Aspergillaceae
Exons: 2
Coding region: 1-549 (182 amino acids)
Source: RefSeq, a predicted model, not a curated record
AUGGGGUCAAUCUGGCCCUCUGAUUCCUCGAUGGCCCGGAAUCUCCGAAAGCUGCAGGAAAGCAUCACAACCGUCCCUGCUCCUGGCUCUCAAGCCAAUCGGCGGGACGGACCCAACGAGUCCUGGUCGAUCGAUGCGCAACUCCUCUGGGACGUACUAGUCUACGAAAAAGCCGGAAGACACAAUGCGUCCGCCGACGAAACCAUGUUCGACAAAAUCAUUGACCUAGAAUUUGUGCGUCACGAUUAUGUUGCUGAACUUGCCAUGGUCGGGUCCGCCGGUAUAUCCGGUCAUAAAUCAGCCUGGAAAGAGAUAUCUGCGUAUGCACCCGAGGACAGCGCGCCUCACCCUCCUCCGUCUUCUUCAAGCAACCCAUCAUUCCCACCGGUUCAUUCAGUGGCUGAUGGAUCGAAUGUUCCUGAUGAACGGCUAUUCGAAGGCUUAGGGAAUCUGGACAUGAUAAGUCAAGGAGACUAUUUAUUUCAAGCUGAGGACUUUGGAAGGGCUAUCAAUUGUUGGUUUAACUUUAAUAUGACGGAUCAUUCCUAG